CAGCGGGAGAGAAUUUAAAGAGGAACAGACGAUAACACGACCCCGGACAAAAAAUAUUGAAUCAUUUAUUGAUCAGUACCACCGAAUAUUUGAGUUCAUUUUGGAAUCUUUUCUUCCUUGGGGGAUUGUGAGCUGCAAGGAACGAAGAGGCAAAAGAGAAAAGCAAGAAAAAUAAACUGAGGAAAGUAAGAUCGUGUAAUAUCGAAAGGGGAAAAGCGUAAUACAUACAAGAUCCUGUGAUCUUCAAGGGCAAGACUCGAGUCCAAUUUCAGUUUGUCUUGCAACAGGGUGCAAUCAACGAUCAUAGAGCGUCCGCCAUUCAUUUAGCACAGUCUAUUCAGAUCGACAGCAGGUUGAUCAAAGCAUCUUCUUCUGCUCCAUCUCUUUUAGUAUCAUCUUAUUUAACCAAAGGGAACUGUUUGGUGAAUAAUAAUCGUUACUGGAGAGUGUCAUAGAGAACAAAGUGGUCAAAGAACGGCUAGUUGGCCAAAAAGAUCCUUUCUUCUCUUCYUUCAACUAACGUCUUUUAAGAAGAAGGAUUUCUUUAACAAUGCUUGUUAACGAUAGUAUUGUAAAUAACACAUGGAACUCCACUUCCACUUCUCAGGUUCACAGUAUAAAUAACGGCACAGCAUCACUGGUCAUCUUAUCUAUCAUCAUUGGUUUAGGAAUCAUUGGAAACUCUUUCGUUGUCAUGGUUGUUAGCAUGAUUCCCGCCAUGAGAACAACAACCAAUUUUCUUCUGUUGAACGUUGCGGUUGCAGAUAUUGUUACUCUUCUUCUGACUGCCAUUCACGUGGCUUUGAGAAGUGUGGUGGUUGCUUCAAACUUCAUGUGUAAGGUUAUCGCUCCUAAUACACUAUCAAACGUGGCUCUUCUAGCUACCGGCCUUACCCUCACUGUGCUUUCCGUGGAAAGAUAUAAUGCGCUUGUCAAGCCAAUGAGAGUCUCUCGCAGACUAACCACUGAUAAUGUACUGUAYGUCAUCAUCGUUAUAUGGGUGGUAUCCAUGGCGAUGGCGUUGCCAAUGUUAAUCUAYAUUAAGUAUGACCCUCAGUCUCCUCAGAUGUGUACGCCUGGUCAGAACUUAAACGACCUUCUUAUUUCUGUUGGUUGUAUUGUAUUCAGCAUGACAAUCAUUCCCUUUCUCGUCAUUGCUUUCUCUUAUUCGCAAAUAAUAUCAGGAUUAUAUUUUAGUAAUACGAUUUGGAAUUCCAAUAACCCUGGAACCCUUCCAGAAGAUUUAGUGGCCAAAAGAAAACUAGUCAAGCUGCUGGUUACGGUGACCGUUAUAUUCUUUAUUGCGUUUGUACCUUACGGUGUUCUGCAGAUCUUAAAUUUYAGUCUUCACGAGAAGAUCAGCAAACAGCAACUACAAAACCUGAAGAAGUUGACUGUUGUUAUCAAAUAUUUGAUGCCAUUGCACUCAUCUAUUAAUCCAUUA
Actinia tenebrosa (Australian red waratah sea anemone) is the source of this 1444-nucleotide messenger RNA. RefSeq names its product galanin receptor 2b-like. Gene Ontology annotation, molecular function: G protein-coupled receptor activity. Gene Ontology annotation, biological process: G protein-coupled receptor signaling pathway. Gene Ontology annotation, cellular component: plasma membrane. The record is from RefSeq and is a predicted model, not a curated record. NCBI's taxonomy places the organism in Eukaryota, Metazoa, Cnidaria, Anthozoa, Actiniaria, Actiniidae.